Messenger RNA from Gekko japonicus, 2042 nucleotides. RefSeq names its product negative elongation factor complex member B (gene NELFB). The record is from RefSeq and is a predicted model, not a curated record. The transcript is spliced from 13 exons. Gene Ontology annotation, biological process: negative regulation of transcription elongation by RNA polymerase II. Gene Ontology annotation, cellular component: nucleus; NELF complex. NCBI's taxonomy places the organism in Eukaryota, Metazoa, Chordata, Lepidosauria, Squamata, Gekkonidae. The coding region runs from base 49 to 1728 and encodes 559 amino acids.
AGCGCUUGCUGUAGUUCGGGGCUGGACCCCGGAGUCGGGUCCCGCACCAUGUUCGCUGGGCUGCAGGAGCUCGGGGUGGCUAAUGGGGAGGACUUAAAGGAGACGCUGACCAACUGCACAGAGCCGCUCAAGGCCAUCGAGCAGUUCCAGACAGAAAAUGGCAUCCUGCUGCCCUCUCUCCAGUCUGCUCUGCCAUUCCUGGACCUCCAUGGCACACCCCGGCUGGAGUUCCACCAGUCUGUGUUUGAUGAGCUGCGAGAGAAGUUGCUGGAAAGAGUCUCUGCUAUUGCCUCCGAAGGAAAGGCUGAAGAAAGGUACAAAAAGCUGGAAGAUCUCCUGGAGAAGAGCUUCCCCUUGGUCAAGAUGCCAUCCAUACAGCCCGUGGUGAUGUGCGUCAUGAAACAUCUGCCCAAGGUUCCUGAGAAGAAGCUGAAGCUUGUGAUGGCGGACAAGGAUCUGUACAAAGCGUGCGCCAUGGAAGUGAAGCGCCAGAUCUGGCAGGAUAACCAGGCCCUGUUUGGCGAUGAGGUGUCCCCCUUACUGAAGCAGUACAUCCUGGAGAAGGAGAACACUUUGUUCAGCAGCGACCUCUCUGUCCUGCACAACUUCUUCAGCCCGUCCCCCAAAAUGAGGCGCCAGGGAGAGGUGGUUCAGAAGCUCACGCAGAUGAUUGGGAAGAAUGUGAAGCUCUACGACAUGGUCCUGCAGUUCCUGAGGACCUUGUUCCUCCGCACACGGAAUGUCCAUUACUGCACAUUGCGGGCCGAGCUCUUGAUGUCGCUGCACGACUUGGACAUCAGUGAGAUCUGUACAGUGGACCCCUGCCACAAGUUUACCUGGUGCUUGGAUGCCUGCAUUCGAGAGAAGUUUGUAGACAACAAGCGUGCUCGAGAGCUUCAGGGGUUCCUAGAUGGAGUGAAGAAAGGACAAGAACAAGUCCUCGGGGAUCUAUCCAUGAUCUUGUGUGACCCGUUCGCCAUCAACACCUUAGCGCUGAGCACCAUCCGUCACUUGCAAGAGCUGAUUGGGCAGGACUUAUUACCCCGGGAAAGCCCCGACCUUCUGCUUCUGUUGAGAAUGCUGUCGCUGGGGCAGGGAGCUUGGGACAUGAUCGACAGCCAGAUCUUCAAGGAACCAAAAAUGGAAGUCGACCUGAUCACCAAAUUCUUGCCAACUCUCAUGUCUUUUGGGGUGGAUGACUACACGUUCACCGUUGAUCAGAAGCUGCCGUCAGAGGACAAGGGCCCCCCGCCAUACCCCAGUGCCAUCCCGGAAAUGUUUCCAAACAUAACUAAGCAGAGGAAUAAGAAUGCUCUUCUCCGGUUGCUCCCAUCACUAGCAGAGACCUUCAACGACCUGGCCUUCAGCGACAUUUUCCUGCACCUGUUCACCGGCAACCUCACCCUCCUUGCUGACGAAUUUGCGCAAGAAGAGUUCUGUACCAGUCUCUUUGACAACUUCUUCCUUGCUGCCUGCACAAGGAAAGAGAACGUACAGAAGCACGUGCUGCGGCUGCUGCUUCACCUGCAUCACAAAGUAGCUCCUGCCCAGUUGGAGACCUUGCAGAAGUCGUUGGAGCCCACCAAACAGAGUGGCGAAGCUGUGAAGGAGCUGCACAGCCAGCUCAGCGAGAAACUGGAACUCCGCAAGCCCAGCCCAGCCCAGGUGGCUGACGCCCCGUCCAUGGACUUGCCUCUACCGACAGUCCCCACCCCAGCUCCCCUCUAGGCAGUGCCUUCCCUGGUCCUGCAGACGGAAGAGCCAAGGGUGAUGAGCCCACAUCUGGUUUGAGGUUCAGCAUGAAUCUGUCAGCUGUCUCUCGGAAGGACUCUGCCUGGCCCGGGCGGCUUAAUCUCAGUUCUUGUAUCUCCCAAGAAGACAGCUCUGCUGUGAAGGAUGCUUUCAUGGGAGCAGUUCAGUGUGUCUCUUUUUUAAGGAUUAGAAGGCCUUAAAACCAGAUACAAUUUCCUUUUUUUAACAAAAGAAUAAAGGUAAUUUAAUGAAUGGGAAUGAUUUGUGAAACUUGUUUUCCUUUGACUAGG